AUGGAAAUCAGCCAUCUUGCCUAUGCCGACGAAAUCAUCAUCUUUACACAAGCGGCCGCGGAACCUCUUCGUCGAUUGAGAGCUUGUCUUGAUGAGUAUGCAGAUGUGUCGGGGCAACAAAUCAACCUGGCAAAAAGCAACUUCUACAUCGCUGAAGCACACGAGGAAUGGUCUACCUCGAUCCAAAAUGAAGGUGGCUUCUCACGUGGUACGUUCCCCUUCAUUUACCUUGUGAUCCCAAUAUACCGUGGCUCCAAACGCACGGAUAUGUUUAUGUUUCUGCGCGAAAAGCUCUCCAAAAGGAUCUCCGGGUGGGCACAUCGGCACCUCUCUUUUGGAGGUCGCUUAACGCUUAUUAAAAGUACCCUAGAGGCAAUUCCGAUCCACAUCUUCCAAGCCAUUGAACCAACAGCGGGAGCUUUACAACAACUAGAUCAAUAA
This is a messenger RNA of Salvia hispanica, 441 nucleotides long. The record is from RefSeq and is a predicted model, not a curated record. Lineage: Eukaryota; Viridiplantae; Streptophyta; Magnoliopsida; Lamiales; Lamiaceae.